Benincasa hispida (wax gourd) is the source of this 2354-nucleotide messenger RNA. Its product is annotated as putative inactive receptor kinase At1g48480. Gene Ontology annotation, biological process: protein phosphorylation. The record is from RefSeq and is a predicted model, not a curated record. Gene Ontology annotation, molecular function: protein binding; protein kinase activity; ATP binding. Lineage: Eukaryota; Viridiplantae; Streptophyta; Magnoliopsida; Cucurbitales; Cucurbitaceae.
UAUAGCGAGCUCAUUGAGGCCACAUUGAAUUCGCCUGUAUAUUAAACCUUUCCCUUCAACAAUCCAGCUCAACCAACAAAACCCACUUCAUUUUAUUCUUCCUCCAUUGGAGCCAUUCCACAAGCUUUUCACAUUACCCAUGUGGGUUUGUUAGCUAUUUUCUCAAUUUGGGGACAAAACAACAAAAAAAAUGGAGUUCCCGCAGGGAAUUUUAGCGGCGGCGGUUCUCGGUUUCGCUUUUCUGGGUUUUGUCCGGACAGAUCUGGCCUCUGACAGGGCGGCGCUGGUGGGUUUUCGGGCGGCGAUGGGUGGUCGGCCCCGAUUAGAGUGGAAUCUCUCCGAUGUAUCUCCCUGUUCUUGGGCUGGUGUUAAUUGUGACACGAAUGGGGUUUUUGAGCUCAGGCUUCCGGCAAUGGGGCUUUCCGGUGAGCUUCCGAUGGGGCUUGGGAAUUUGACGCAGUUACAAACUCUUUCUCUAAGGUUUAAUGCUCUGUCUGGACGGAUUCCGGCGGAUUUUGCGAAUCUUCGUUCGCUGAGAAAUCUUUACUUGCAGGGGAACUUGUUUUCCGGCGACAUUCCGACGUUUAUGUUCGAUUUGCGGAAUCUGGUUCGGUUGAACAUGGCGGACAACAAUUUUUCAGGUGAGAUUUCAUCUGGGUUCAACAAUUUGUCCCGUUUGGCUACUCUGUAUUUACAGAACAAUCAGUUUACCGGAGUAGUUCCCGACUUAAAUCUCCCUCUUGAGCAAUUUAAUAUCUCCUUUAAUCAAUUAAAUGGCUCAAUUCCCUCGAAGCUGUCUAGUUUUCCGGCGAGUGCUUUUGAGGGGAACUUGCUUUGUGGGGCGCCAUUGUUACUCUGUAACUCGACAGCCACUGAGCCCGGUCGAAAGUCGAAACUCUCGGGCGGGGCGAUUGCUGGAAUUGUGAUUGGUGGUUUGUUUGUUUUGGUGUUGAUUUUGGUUGUUUUGAUUCUUGUGUGUCAAAGAAAAAGUAAAGGAAAAUCGGAGUCGAAAGAGGGGGUUCGAUCGGCCAGUGAGGUUGCGGUGCCAAGAGAGAAGACGGCAAUAGCGGAAGGGAGUAGCGAAAGCAUAAACAUAGAUCAUUUGACUCCAGCGAAAUCCUCGGCAAAGGGUGGCGAAAAGGAUAAGAGAUUGGUGUUCUUUGGUAAUGUGGGAAAUGUAUUCGACUUGGAGGAUUUGUUGAGGGCGUCGGCGGAGGUCCUUGGGAAGGGGACGUUCGGGACAGCAUAUAAAGCGACAUUGGAGACGGGGAUGGUGGUGGCCGUGAAGCGGUUGAAGGAGAUGACGGCGGCGGAGAAGGAGUUCAGGGAGAAGAUGGAGGAGGUGGGGAGGAUGAAGCAUGAGAAUUUAGUCCCUCUUAGAGCUUAUUAUUACAGCAGAGAGGAAAAGCUUUUGGUUUAUGAUUACAUGCCAAUGGGAAGCUUGUCUGCACUUUUACAUGGUAGUAGAGAGUCAGGGAGAACUCCGUUGAAUUGGGAAGCAAGGUGUGGCAUAGCACUUGGAGUCAGCCGUGGAAUUCAUUACCUUCAUUCUCAAGGCCCUACCAUCUCUCAUGGCAACAUCAAAUCCUCUAACAUUCUCCUCACAAGAUCAUACGAAGCGUGUGUAUCCGACUUCGGCCUUGCGCAACUAGCCAUGUCUCCGUCGGCUCCAAGUCGUGUCGCUGGGUACCGAGCCCCAGAGAUUACCGAUUCUCGAAAGGUAUCACGAAAGGCAGAUGUUUAUAGUUUGGGAGUGUUGUUAUUGGAGAUGCUAACAGGAAAAUCUCCUACACAUUCUAUUUUCAAUGAGGAAGCUGUGGACCUUCCUAGAUGGGUUCAAUCUGUGGUUCAAGAGGAAUGGACAGCUGAAGUGUUUGAUGAACAACUUCUUAGAUACCAAAAUGUUGAGGAGGAGAUGGUUCAACUCUUAGAACUCGCUCUACAAUGCACCAUCCCUUAUCCCGAUAAUCGUCCCGAAAUGGACGAGAUCGUUCGACGCAUCGAAGAACUUUGUCGAUCUACCUCACAAAAACAGAGUGAGGCAAUUGACAAUGAUGGAAAUAAUGGUAUUUCCACACAGUUUCAUUCAUUAAACUCACCUCAUCCACCAUCUGCAGAGUAGGGAUGAAGUAAGAUUGAAGAAUGGCAACUUUAGAUUAUUUUUUUUCUUUUUUCAUUAUUAUUCUUGGGUUUAUUUCUUUUUAUUUUUCAUAUAAUACCUCUUCAUUUUUCACUUAUAUAAUACUUGUAAGUCUUAUACAUGUAUUUUUUUUAGUUUGUAAAAGUACUUUUCUCUUGCAAUUCAAUACCUUUGCCAAAAAACAUAAACAAAAAAAAAAAGUGUAGGAUCACAU